CGGGGAUGUCUCUGUAAUUAUAUCAACCUACAACGGAUGUCAUUGCAAUUUAUCAAAAAACAAAUAUUCCCUACCUCACCUAUGAUUAACAGUUUAAAAUUCUUGAUGUCGUACACUUCCUAUUUUGUAUUCUGCACACCUGUGUGUCUGUGUGUGUUUCUGAGAGAGAGAGAGAGAGAUGAAGAAUCAAGAAACACAAAGGCAUGGACGAGUGGUGGUGUUAGUCCCGACUCCAUUGCAAGGGCACAUGACUCCGAUGCUUCAACUGGGUACCAUACUUCACUCCAGGGGUUUCUCCAUCGUCGUCGCCCACACAGAAUUCAAUUCUCCUAAUCCUUCAAACCAUCCUGAAUUCAUCUUCCUACCCAUCUCGGACAACUUAACUGAACAUGAGACCUCAUUCAAGAACCCACAGGAUUCAUUAUUAGCCAUUAACAAUAACUGCAAAGCACCACUCCAAGAAAACUUGGCUCAAAUGGUGGGAAAAAAGGCACCAAACGAACAGGUCAGUUGCAUCAUCUACGAUUCAUUCAUGUACUUUUCCAAAGCUGUGGCUAGUCAUCUGAACCUUCCAAGUAUACUGUUCCGCACCAGCUGUGCUCUCAACUUGCUAGCUUACCAUUCUAUUCUUCGGCUCCACGCAGAAGGUCAUCUCCCCUUUCAAGAUUCUAAGGCACAGGACCUGGUGCCAGGACUUCAUCCUCUCAGGUUUAAGGAUUUACCCUUGUCUGGUUUUGAAACCUCUGAAGAUUCAGUAAAACUUACUCAACUUCUCAGCAAUUUUACAACUUCUCCGGCCAUAAUUUGCAACACAGUGGACUACCUUGAGCAAUCAGCGGUGUCAAAGCUCCAACAACAUUAUCAAGCUCCAUUCUUUUUGAUAGGCCCUUUGCACAAAUUGGCUUCAGCCACAUCCACUAGCUUUUUAAAAGAGGACACCAAUUGCAUUGAAUGGCUUGACAAGCAAGCUCCUAGAUCAGUUAUCUAUGUAAGCUUCGGUAGCUUGACAAUCAUGGACAAGAAAGAUCUAAUCGAAAUGGCUUGGGGUCUAGCCAACAGUGGCCAACCUUACUUGUGGGUGAUUCGACCUGGCUCAGUUAGUGGCUCAGAACUUACUGAGCUCCUGCCGGAAGGUUUUGAAGAAAAAGUUGGAGAAAGAAGCUGCAUAGUUAAAUGGGCACCCCAAAAGGAGGUGUUGGCACAUGGUGCAGUGGGAGGGUUUUGGAGCCACUGUGGUUGGAAUUCAACCUUGGAAAGUAUUUCUGAGGGGGUUCCUAUGAUAUGUAAGCCCUGUUUUGUAGACCAAAAAGUGAAUGCAAGGUACCUGAGUUACAUAUGGAAGGUAGGCCUAGAAAUGGAGAAUGAUUCGGAGAGGGGGGAUAUCGAGAGAGCUAUAAGAAGACUUAUGGUGGAUAAAGAAGGGGAUGAAAUGAGGCAAAGAGCGAUUGAUAUGAAGGACAAGAUUGAAGCUUGUGUGCAGAAAGGAGGUUCUUCAUAUAGUUCCUUGAAUAACUUACAAGAAUUCAUCCUAUCAUUCUGAUAUACUGCUUGAUCAGGUCAAUAAGCACUUGAGGUCUCAUGAUGUAGAUGAAGGAGCUCAACUGAAUUCAGUUUAUGCAAUCCUAGAAAUGGUAUUGUUAAAGAAGAGUAAAUCUAUUUAGAAUUUCAAUAAGAGCAACAUAAUUACCUUAAAUAAUUGGAAAAAAAAAAAAGACUAUUAUAGCCAUGCAUUAGUGUUUGAAGCAUUGUAGGGAAAGAAAAAAAGAAGAAGAAGAAGAACAAAGCUGUAUGAAAAUAUGCAAAAGCUGUUCAAGAAGCAGAACAUUUAUUAGAUGUUGUGUGAAAAUUGGUUCAACAUUUGGGAUCUUUUGAUAUUGCUUCUUUAGCUACUUUUUUUUAUCUUCAAUCUUGGAAUUGGAAAUUGGCUAGUAUUAAAUUUUGGGAAUCAAUUGAUUUACCUCUCCCAAAGCUCGUUAUAAGUGCAAACUCUAUAAGUUUACAGAAAAAAAUAGAUGUUAGGCUACAUUGAGAUAAAUUUAUUUGGUACAAAGGGCUGGGCU
This is a messenger RNA of Ilex paraguariensis (yerba mate), 2060 nucleotides long. Lineage: Eukaryota; Viridiplantae; Streptophyta; Magnoliopsida; Aquifoliales; Aquifoliaceae. The record is from the annotation of a GenBank genome assembly.